Molecule: messenger RNA, 297 nt
Organism: Aureobasidium musti
Lineage: Eukaryota; Fungi; Ascomycota; Dothideomycetes; Dothideales; Saccotheciaceae
Source: the annotation of a GenBank genome assembly
AUGACGCCCAUGCAAUUCUUCCCCAAUGUGCCGAAUUCACAAGGCUUCGUCGAUGUUCGCUUGAUCGAACGCAUGUGGAUGGAUCGUUUCAAGUGGCUGAAGAGUGAAGUUGAAGAUGGCAGGGAAGACAUGACAAUCUUCGCUCUCGUUUUGCAUCCAGACACAAGCGGAAUGGCGCACGUAAUAGGAAUGAUCCAGAGAUUCCUGACCUGGAUCAAAUCGUUUGGAGACGAAGUUGAGUUCUGUACCUACGAACAGAUUGCAACUGAAUUUGCAAGGAAAAAUAAAAUCUCGUAA